Vitis riparia (riverbank grape) is the source of this 1517-nucleotide messenger RNA. RefSeq lists its product as uncharacterized. The transcript has 2 exons. NCBI's taxonomy places the organism in Eukaryota, Viridiplantae, Streptophyta, Magnoliopsida, Vitales, Vitaceae. Gene Ontology annotation, molecular function: methyltransferase activity. The record is from RefSeq and is a predicted model, not a curated record. The coding region runs from base 32 to 1132 and encodes 366 amino acids.
GGGAUGUGGGGAGGGCAGAGGGAGGAGAGAAAUGGGUUUGACCAUGGGACUGAACCUGCUGCUUCUAGUGGCCAUGGUGGCCACAAACAUCCUCUCCCUUUACCAUCUGUCUUCUACUAUUCAAUCCAAGCCUACGCCGCCUCCCGCACCUGUUCCCGACCACCUCCGCCACCAGCUCAACACCAUACGCGCCACCCUCACCCACCUUACUCGCCUCCGCUCCACCUCCUCCUCCUCCGCCUCCUCCGCCACCCCCUCUGAUCUCCUCCUCUACACCCACCUCUCCCCCAUGGCCUCCUCCUGCCGCGACCAUCCCGACCUCCUGCACAACUACAUGACCUACACUCCCUUUUCUCUUUGCCCUGACGAUUCCCAACUCGCCGAAUCUCUCAUCCUCCGCGGCUGCCACCCCCUCCCCCGCCGCCGCUGCUUUGCCCGAACUCCCUCCAAGCUCCCCUCCUCGCUUCCCGCCGAUCCGUUCUCUCCCCUUCCUGACUCCGCCGUGCUCUGGACCAAGUACUCCUGCAAGAGCUUCUCCUGCUUCGACGGUGGCCUAGGAUUCAACAUGAAGCUCGAAGCUUCGAGAUUCACGAGCUCAGGGUCGAAUCUGGAUCUCACGAUUCCGCAAUUGCUGCAGAUUGCGAAGGAUGCUUCCUCAGUGAUUCGCAUUGGGCUGGACAUCGGCGGCGGAACUGGGACAUUCGCCGCCAAAAUGAAGCCCUACAAUGUGACCGUUGUGUCGACGACGAUGAGCCAGGGAGCGCCGUACAAUGAGGCGACGGCGUUGAGGGGGCUGGUACCACUGCACGCUCCGCUGCAGCAGCGGUUGCCGGUGUUCGACGGAGUAGUGGAUCUAGUGCGGUGCGGGCGCGCCGUGAACCGUUGGAUACCGACUGUGGCGAUGGAGUUCUUUUUCUAUGAUGUGGAUCGGGUGUUGAGGGGCGGCGGAUACUUGUGGUUGGACCAUUUUUUCAGCAAAGGAGCGGAUCUUCAAAAACUUUAUGCGCCCGUGAUUGGGAAAUUGGGGUACAAGAAGGUGAAGUGGACAAUGGCGAAUAAGACUGAUUCCAGCGGGGUGAAGAAUGGGGAGGUUUAUUUGACUGCUCUAUUGCAGAAGCCUGUAUCUAGAUGAGGUUCGACUUUGAGGCACUGCUGUCCGAUGUGAAGGGUUUGGCUGGUGGGAAACUCCAAAACUAGUUUCCAUGCACUUGUAGGAGAUGAAAUCCCCCUCCUGUUCAGUAGAGAAGCAAUAUGUAUGUCUCUGCUAAAAAGGAUUGUGACAAUGUAAAGGAUUGUAGAAUGAAGAAAUGAUAAGGGAAUGAAGAGUAGAGUGUGGAACCGUGUUGGGAAAAAGCAUGUUCAAGUUAGGUGGUCUUUAUUGGCCUAUUAGCUUAGAUUUACUCUAUUCAAGUUUAUUAAUUGUUUUGAAAUAAUGUAUGAAUUAUUGCUUCUUUAUAUGGUGGGACGGGAUUAUAAAAGGGAAAAAUAAUGAUAGUGGUUUAUUGGAUUCAGUGGAA